AUGGGCUACUUGCCGUGGAUGUUUAAUUUGCCCACGGCCGCCAGUCAUACUGCAGCCAUUGCGCAGCUGAAGGACCCCCAGGGCUUCUCCGCCAGUUACGGGCCCACGACGGCUGAGCGCCGCAGCAAAUGGUAUCUACACGAAGCCGCUACGUGCUGCCGGUGGGACGGUCCUUCGUGGCCCUUUGCCACCUCGCAGACGCUGACGGCGGUGGAGAACCUGCUGAACGACUAUCCCGCGCAGACGUACUUUUCUGCGGCAGACUACAUCAACUUGUUAAGAGGGUACGCUGCGACCCAAUACAAGAAUGGCCAGCCCUAUGUGGCCGAAGCGCAUGAUCCUGAUGCAGAUGCCUGGAUGUCUGACUAUGACAGGUCCAACCACAGUGAGGACUACAAUCAUUCUACCUUUGUGGACAACAUCAUUGCCGGCCUCAUCGGUCUGCGUGUUCAGCGCGACGAAAGCUUGGUGGUUAACCCGUUGGCGCCUCCCUCAUGGGACCAUUUCGCGCUAGAGAACGCUGCCUACCACGGCCAUAGCGUGACAGUUCUAUGGGAUAGCACCGGGUCUCACUAUGGUCAGGGCCAAGGCCUGCGGGUCUAUGUCGACGGCACCCUCGCCGGCAGCCGUAGCACUUUGGGGUCUCUGACAGUCAACGUCGGUCCCGUUGUGCUGGCCCAGACCAUCCGGUCACAAGUCAACAUCGCCGCAAAUGGCCAAAGGCUCCCCCAGGGCACCACGCCCUCUGCCUCCUACACCUCUCCUUACGACGAUGUCUGGCGAGCGAUCGACGGCAUUGUCUGGCGCACCGGAAUCCCUCCCAAUGCGCGAGACUACUUCGCCAUAGACCUCCGGCGACCUCAAGCCGUCUCGGACGUUAGGUUAUACUUUUACGACGACGGCGGCGGCGUUCGGCGGCCGGCCAGCUACGACCUCCAGUAUUGGACCGGCAACGCCUGGCUCACGGUGCCCAACCAGCAACGCAGCGGGUCCGCCACUGCUACCUCCAAUAGCCAGACCAAGAUUACCUUUCCGACCAUCGUCACCUCGCAACUGCGGGUGGUCGCGCCCAACAACCCAGGCGACGGCAACGGCUGGGGGCUGUCCGAGUUUGAAGUCUGGACACGGGCCGUAUUCCAGCUGCGCAACGAGAACAGCGGCAAGCUCAUGGGGUACGACGACAACGGCACGCGCGACCACCUGUGGCAGUUUGUGCGCGCCCCGGGCGGCUGGUUUAAGAUCAGGAACCUCAACAGUAGUCUCUUGCUGGGCGUGCAGGGCGCGUCGACCGCUAAUAGCCCCGUGCUUCAGCAAUAUGAGGACAACGGCACCAGCGACCAUCUCUGGCGAGUCAUCUCCUCCCAAGGGAAUAAUGGCCUUUUUUUUGCUAAAGAAUGAGAAAACCUCAGCACACUCCAAAACCAACCUACGCGCACCCUAAGUCCCAGCUCUAUACGAUGGUUUUUCAGCCAUUCUUCGGCCCUAUAUUCCAAAAGUAGUUUUCACCGUACGUUUAGCUCAAACCUCAUCUUUUAAGACUAAAACAUCUUUUUUAGCUUAUUUGGUGGAUGUGUUGUGGCCGUAUUGUUGUCCUAAUUGCAAACGCUGGCGCUACAAAUACAACUACAGGAUUAACGGCCACCGAAGAGUAGAAAUAAGAAAAAAAAAACGUAAGUUGAAUACCCGUUGGGGAGAGUGGAAUAAUUCCUGUCUAUUCCCCAACUCUACUAGGCAGAGUUGGUCACAAAACUACCGGACAUCACAAAACCACAACGGAUAGCAAAAAUCAGGCAUUUUCUAUAGCGAUUUUCUAUAGCAUUUAAUUACACAACAAUCAAUAAUCCAAACAUAAC
Messenger RNA from Neurospora tetraspora, 1853 nucleotides. RefSeq lists its product as uncharacterized. The coding region runs from base 1 to 1398 and encodes 465 amino acids. The record is from RefSeq and is a predicted model, not a curated record. Lineage: Eukaryota; Fungi; Ascomycota; Sordariomycetes; Sordariales; Sordariaceae. Gene Ontology annotation, biological process: carbohydrate metabolic process. The transcript has 3 exons.